Molecule: messenger RNA, 2811 nt
Organism: Aphanomyces astaci
Lineage: Eukaryota; Oomycota; Saprolegniomycetes; Saprolegniales; Verrucalvaceae
Exons: 12
Coding region: 1-2694 (897 amino acids)
Biological process (GO): protein export from nucleus; cell differentiation
Cellular component (GO): centriole
Molecular function (GO): protein binding
Source: RefSeq, a predicted model, not a curated record
AUGCCGCUAGAGCGGCUAACGGACGACCUGGUGGUGGAAAUCGCCCGAGAAUUCCCCACGCUGAGCAACCUGAAUCUGUCCAAGAAUGCCAUCCGGGAAAUCGACUGCGAUUUCUCUCUCUUGCGUCACGUGAACCGUCUAAACCUGAGCCACAACCAGCUCGACGACCUGCCGGUCACGCUGCACGCCCACCUGCCACAGCUGACCCAGCUCCUUCUAGCUCACAACAAAUUCACGUCGCUCCAAUCGCUCCAGUCGCUAAAAACCAUCACACAUCUGGACUUGUCUGCAAAUGCCAUUGACCACCUCGACCAACUCGACUACCUCAAGGACCUCCCUUUGCUCUCCGACCUCAGCUUACACGGCAAUCCAAAGUUGGACGCUUUGGAUAGCACCAGGCGUUUGCACAUUCUCCGUCGACUGCCACAACUGCAAACUCUAGAUCAAGAACCUGUUCGGCCUCAGGAACGUGAACAAGCCCGACGAUUCGGCGUAGCAACUUCCGUCAACCAACCCCUUACAUCCUCCCUCCCUCCAGCUUUUCGGUUGCCACUGCCUAGUCCGUUGACCAAUACAUCGCCCUUACCACGGACCCCCGUGGUUUCGACUCCCAGUACCCCUCCACAACUCUUGCAUUUUCAGCAGUUAGCUCCAUCUACCACGAGCCAUCCACCACCUCCACCUCCCUCCAACUCGACCAAACAACUAGAACUCAUGCAACAUCGCAUCCAUGCCUUGCAAGAAAUCCUCACCCUUCAAGAAACGGAGCUGUCGCAUGCCGUUGUAUCUGCGACAGCGCGAAAACAAUUGAGUCAUGUAACACCCGAUCCCCCGUCGAUGUAUCAAAAGCUGUUGGCCAAGUGGCGCACCAAAGUGUUUGAGAUGGUCGUGGCGGCCAAGUGCCAAGACAUGGCAAGCCAUGAACUAGGGCAGCAAGCGGCGCGGUCUGUCCACAUCAUGGAGACGCGGGUGGCUGACCACGUGCGGCAUAUCCAGUCGCUGACCCAGCGCCUCGCGGAUGCCGAUGCCGCCGCCCGCCUGCUCCACUUACAACUCGACCAACUCCACGCCGAUCGAACGACUUUGCAAUCCAAAUGUCAGCGCCAUGUUGUCACUGUCGAAAGUGAGCGGCAACGUAUGCGCGAGAUGGCACAUCACGUCAUCGCGUCUGUGCAGGACAAUGGGAUGGUGCAGCGACUGCAGCACAUGUACACGAGGUUAACAGACCACGAGCAAAGGCUGAGGCGGCAAGUGCAGCAUGCUGAGACGCUGGUCGUGUGCUUAGCCCGGAAGGAAGCGCGGCUUCGGAACCAAGAGGCGGCAUGGGAAGGCGAGCGCCGGGUGUGGAUCAAGCGGCUUCAAGGCGCCAACGUGGCAGACACCAACACUAGUACUACUACUGGGAAACCAGCUACUACGCUACACAAUCUGCCACCAACCAAGGCCAAGAGUUCGUUCAAACUCAAACCCGAGUCGGAACACGUACUGCGCGCCGUGUUUCACCGAGUGGAUCCCUAUCAAACGGGCCUGGCACCGACCAAGCGGUUCAUUGCGGCUCUGCAAAAGGACUGGACUGUGCGGCAAGAGUUGGGGGCCGCGGGGGUCGAUAAGUUGAUGGCGGUGAUGAGCCAUAGUCCGUUGUUUGGAGUGACAAAACACGUGACGUGGGGGGAAUUUGUGCUGCUGUUUUUGCCGGAUUUGUCACCUCUGCCAAAAGACGCACCCGUGGUCGACAACGUACCUGAAACCUCGGAUGGGGUCCCGGUGCCGUUUGAGGAGGGGUCGAAAGUGACAAAACCCGCACUCACGCUGCCAUUGAAUCUGGACGAAUGGACUCGUGACCAAUUGGAAUGCCACGUCGUACAUUUGGAGCAGGAACGGGCGCGGCUUGUGUGUCGCGUCAAGGAGGACGCCAGCGAGUUGCAACAUCGCGUGCGCGGCGUGCAGCAGCAGUGGCACGUCAAGUGCGACGCCCAAGUGCAGUCGAUGGCGGCACUUCAGGACACGAUUCGAGACUUGGAGCGCACGCUCGCGUUGCAAACCAACGCCCACGCGCAUGUAGAAACCCAACUCGCCGAAGUUCGUGCGCAAAGUGCCACGGCCGACAGUGCGUGGCGCACUCAAGUGCGCGAACUCGAGCUCAAACUCGACAGUGUAUCCCGAGAGCACGACAAGGCCAUGGCGCGCCUCGAGGAAGCCCAUGCGAUGGCGUUGCAGGAUGCGGCACUUCAAGUGCGGCAGGCCCAGAAAGACCAGGCCAAGCAAGACGUGUACAUUCGACAGCUGGAGCGGCAACUGAAGCGCCUUCAGGACUCGGUGGUGGCCCAAGAAAAGGACGAACUUCAGGCACUCGCUCGUCAGCUUGAAAAGCGGGACGUGGAAAUCACCAAAUUGCGACGCGAACGAAAUGCCUUGUUGACCACCCUUCGAGAACAGGAAAAAGCGCCUAGUCCGAUCAUGGUUGAUCAAGGAACAGACUUGCCGGAACUCGUCGUUGCCACCGUGGAAACCAGCGACAAGGUAACGACGCCUGCGAUACAGUUGCAAACUCCAAGGAAGCCACAGACGGCGGCACCCCCUGCGACUCGGUCAGUACCACCGCCGACGUCUCUCAGCCAUCGGAUGUCUGCGCUGACGUCUCAAGCAAAUCGAUGGCUCACCGACGACGACGACUGGGCCCAUGACGAUGUGUAAACAAAGUGUGGCGUUAUUCGAAGAUCACCAACUAUUAGUGACCACCAUACGCCAAAGCUUUAACCUGUGACAGAGCAAUGUACAAUUAAUUUGCAAUAAGUUUUAAGAGUAGCUAGC